AACACGAAGUGACGAAAACGCUGAGGGGCGGGCAGUGGCGGCCAACCUGCCGACAGACUGGCAGCCGCUGCCCUCAGCGUUCUUCUUGGUAAUUCGGUCCUUACUGACAGAGAGUGGAUUGUUUUAUUGGUCCUCCAGAGCUCGGCCCGUGCUUGAACUUGACGGGUUGUACAGGGAACCUGUAUCCAGACCAGGACCAAUAGGCUCUCCCUUAGAUAUACCCAAUUUAACGGCGAGGCCUCCACGCCCAGACCCAGACCCAGAGUUUCUCCCCUGGAUGUACCCGAGCCAGUGCCGAGACGGGCUGGCUGCUGCGUCUGAGUGUUGUGGGCCCGUGUCCGAUGAGUGUUGCCGCCCAUGGUUGGACUGUCCCUAGCGUUUUGCCAAGGUUUGGGAGAUAUUGAGGAGCGAGCCAUAGCAAACAUGGCUCUGCCUAAUACACAGUAACAGGGAAGUAUGGAAGAGUGUUCCAGUGUGAGGUCGACAGACUCUGCAGGUACUAGUGAGGAGUAUGAGAUUGUGGAGAGCGAGGCGGCCACAGUCAGCAACCCACAGCAGGACCUCCACCCCCUGGAGCCCACAUUAAACAUUGCCAACAACGGGAACAUGGAAGACCUGCGGCUGGAACUGACAGAGGUCAUGAAAGAGAAGAGCUCUGUUGGAUCCUCUCCAGCCACCAACAAUGGAACACCAGCAAAGCGGGGCGAUGAUGAGGAGGAAGAGGAAGAGGACAUACCAGUCUUCCCUUCUCCAGCUGUAGACAGUCAGCAGGGUCCUGAGGUCUCCCAGGUGUCCCAUGCGUCCCUUGGGUCUCGUGCAUCCCAGGGGUCGAGUUUGAGUGAAGAGCCCGGGCGCCACGAUGACAGGACACUGGGCGAAAACAAUCCUAGUUUCUCCCAGACGGCCUCAGAUGAUGACAUGGAGAGGGUACACACUGAGGACGGGAGCGGAGACUACACCAUUUUCAACCGAGUGACAUACCUCGGGGCAGCCUCCAUUAACGCACCCAGGAGUGAAGGGGAGAUCCAGCGCAACAUGGCCAUACUCAAUGCACAGGCACAGGAGCAAGCGCUGGAAGUUUCCGUCUCCGUCCCGUCAAACUCUGAAGGCUAUGUCAUAAUUUAUGACGCCAACAGCAGCACGGAGAUGACACGCUUUAAGAUCCACCGCAUUCUGUUCUGCGCCCGGGGCAAGGCAGACACCUCGGAGGCCUGCUGCUUUGCCUUCACCUCCUCCCACGGCGACACGCAGGAGACGGCCAUCUUCCAGUGCCAUGUUUUUCGCUGCCAGAUCCCUGAAGCAGUGGCUCGUGUCUUAAUCACAUUUGCGGCUGCCUUCCGUCGUGUCCCCAAGAGCAAGAUGGGCCAGCGCGAAGAGACCUGCCACACCCGCCAGCCAGAUGACCUCAUCCACCUCUUUGACAUCUCACUGGAAAUCAAGGAGGAGGAUAGUAAGGGGAACUUCAAUACAGUACCAAGGGACAAGGAGUUCUUUAAGCUCCGCAGCAACACAGAGAAGCAGCUGGUCCUGACAGUGAGCCCGGCCCCCCACAGCAGUCUCCCCAGCUUGGCCCACCACCCCCCAGCACCUGCCGACCUGUGUGUUGAGCGGUGUUUUGGCCUCCUUGUGGCUCACGGCAGGAGGGUGAAGCACGCCGACAUGAACCUGCUGGAAAUGAAAAUGGCCGUCCAUGAUCACUCACUGGCAGACUCAGUGAGAACUCAGAAUGGAGGCAAAAAUGGAUUCUCAAACACAUCCCAUGUUUUUGGGGUAAAUGAGGUGCAGGUGUCCAUGGGAAGUAGUGUGAAUGACAAGAAAAGUUAUGUGAUAUCAGGCCACUGGGACCCCUGUGACCCUGUGUUUGCUGUGCUCAACCAAGAGACACCCAAAGACCGCCGGGUGUUCAUGACUGUUGCCAUAGACCUAGUCAUCCGAGGGAUCCAGGAGCCGGUGCGCUUCACCAUCGAAACCAAAGUGAGGGUGUACCCGCAGAAUGAGCGCUUCUGGUACUUCAGCAAGAAGCCGUUGGUUCACCUCUUUUCUCUCAAGCUCAAGCAGGUGGACCACUCACCGCAAGGGGACAAGCAAUAUGUGGUCACCAGCGUGGAUAACCUUGGGGAGGUGGAGCGCUGGCGACCCUCUGCCAUGUCCCUCUCCCUCAACCUCUCAUCCCUCACCUCCUCCACCCUCUCCUCCCUCUCUACAGGUCGCUCCCCCUCCAUUGCCUCCAUUGAAACUCCAGGCUGUGAGGAGGACACAGAUGAUGACGAGCCCUUGCUGAGUGGGUCUGGCGAGGUGUCCAAGGACUGCCCACAAGGGGAGCUUGACCUCUGGAGACAGGUGUUGCCCAGGAUGCAGGCAGACUCCCAGCAGCUGCCUAAGGGUGUGGCGAGCCUGGUGAAGCGAGGCAUCCCUGAGGCACUCAGAGGGGAGGUGUGGCAGCUGCUGGCCGGCUGCUCCCAGAACCAGGACAUGAUGGAGACCUACCGAGUCCUGAUAACCAAGGAUUGCCCCAGUGACCAGGUGAUCCAGAGGGACAUUAACCGCACGUUCCCCGCUCACGACUACUUCAAGGAGGUGGGCGGGGUGGGGCAGGACGCUCUUUUCAAGAUCAGCAAGGCUUAUGCCGUGUAUGAUGAGGAAGUUGGAUACUGUCAGGGGCUGUCCUUCUUAGCAGCUGCUCUUCUCUUGCAUAUGCCAGAGGAGCAGACUUUCUGUGUACUCAAGAAGAUAAUGUUUGAGUAUGGACUGCGGGAGCUCUUCAGAGACGGGUUUGAGGUGCUGCACAUGCGCUUCUACCAACUUGGGAAGCUAAUUGAGGAGCAUAUCCCUGAGUUGUGGCAGCACUUCCAGGAGCAGGGUGUAGAGGUGCACAUGUUUGCCAGCCAGUGGUUCCUCACCCUCUACACUGCCAAGUUCCCGCUCUUCAUGGUGUUCCAUUACCUAGACCUCUUCCUCCUCAUUGGCCUCGAUUCAGUCUUUCAGGUGGCAUUGGCUCUUCUACAGAUGUCCAAGAAGGAGUUGCUGUCCUCAGACUUUGAAGGAAUACUAAAAUAUUUCCGAGUGUCGUUGCCUAAGAAGUACCGCAAUGAAGAUGUGGCCCGACAGCUUUUCAAACUGGCCACCUCCAUCAAGGUGAAGAAGAUCAAGAAGUAUGAAAAGGAGUACCUUGCCCUCAAAGAACAAGAGGCUCUGCAGGAAGAUCCAGUGAUGCGUCUGGAGAGGGAGAACAGGCGUCUGCUGGAGGACAAGAUGAGGCUGGAGAGGGAGAAUGAUGACCUUGCUCAGGAACUGGUGAACAGCAAGAUUACCAUGAGAAAGGGCAUGGAUCAGCUUGAGGACAAGUGUGACUCUCUUGGGAAGGAAGUGGUGAACCUGAACACAGUGCUCUCUGACGCGGAGGAGGAGAAGAAGCGCCUCCUCCUGGAGGCCAAUCAGGUCAAGGAGCUGCUUAAGAGGGAAGUGGAAAAGGGAGAUGUUGAAACCCAGAGCAAGACUGCCAUCAUCGCUGACUACAAGAACAUCUGCUCCCAGCUGUCCGAGAGGCUGGACAAGGAGCAGGCGGCUAAUGCAAGUACCAUCAACAUGUACAAGGCUAAGGUGGCUUCCUGUGAGAAGUGCAGUGCCUUGCUCUCCCCCGUGUGUGGACCCCCAACCGAGGUGGGGCUGGAGGAGUCCCCAGCAGUCACCCGGCUGCAGCAGCAGGUGCGGGAGCUGGAGCUGGAGCUGGCCAAGACCAAACUGGCCCUUGUGGAAUCUGAGUGUAAGAACCAGGACUUGACACACCAGCUGGCCACUGCUGUGAGGGAGCUUCAGGCCACCAAGAACACUUGGUUCCAAAAGACCCUUACGUCCAUAUCCUCCCUGAAGGAACGCACUGGCUCCUCAUCCUCUCCCUCCUUCACUUCCUCUACAACUUCUACCACUGCAGCCUCCACCACUGCUGUAGCUGCAUCCAGUGCCUCGGCAGCAAACGUCAGUGUUCAGCGUCAGAUCAGUAAAGACAGUAACUCUGAAAAGAUAUAGAACAUGCCUUUACUCAUCCUCCGCAACAUCAUAUACUUCAGAAAGUUGACAAAUGUGUGAAUGUUUUGAAGGUUGGCUAAGCAGGAAAAAGUUAGUGAAUGUGUGAAGUGUCUUUUAGAAAUAGCAGAGAUGAAGAGUUGAUUUUAGCAGUAUUCUUGCACCCAGAGUUGUCAUAGGAAUAUAUUUAGUGUGUCAGUAGAAGCAAAAAUCAGAGAAUGAGCAUUGUGAAAACAAAAGUAACAUUCCAAAAAUGACUGUGGUGAAGGCUGUAAAUGUUGUUACUAUAACAGUACAUCCCAGUACCUCGUGCAUGUGAUACACUCCCUUGACUGUCCUGGCUUGCUGAAUGUGUGCAGAAAGGCUGAGAAACAAAGAAGGUCCAGGAAAAGAACUGUGGGAUUGAAAGGAGUAGAUGACAGAAUGGCAUUGUAGUGUCUGUCUGGGAAGUAAGGAGACUCCAGUCAUGGCCAUCCUCAUGAUGGAGUUCCAAGACAGUGCCAUGAACUAUGAAAAUGAUCUUCGGAACCUAGAAGUAAUAUUUGGUCUCUAGGACAAUUUUAUGACUUUGUCCAUCCAUUCCAGGGCUUGACCAAUAGAAAAACACCCUGCCUCCUCCAGCCUUAACACUAAACUCACUCACAAACUUUAUUAGCUAUUGCUACUACUAUUCCUGCUGCUGUUGACACUUACUACUACACUUGCUUUUGUGCACUCAUCACUACCACCAACAAAAUUGAUUUGUGUGUGUGUGUGUGUGUGUGUGUGUGUGUGUGUGUGUGUGUGUGUGUGUGUGUGUACUCAUAUUCAUGCAUGUAUGUGUGCAUGUGCAUGUGUGCUUGUAUGGGUGUUUGUAAGAGGACUCAAGUGUGUGUACACGUGUGUGUGCAAUCAUACAUGCAUGUUUGUUUUCAAAACUACUUAUUCUCAAUGUUUAUGCGCCUGGGAUGCACACAAACCUAAAAAAAAUCAUGCUGAAGUACUUACAAAUAAUCUCAUUAGUGCAAAGUGAAUAUUUUUAUUAAGGGAAAAAGACAGUUUAUAUUGCACUGAGAUAUGACAUUUUAUCUGAUUGUUACGCUGUAAAUUCAUCUGGAGCUUUACUGCAGUCCAAGUGGCAGGAGAAGGGAAAUAAGGGAUGGUAGGGAUGGCUUCUAGCAGUUGUCCACCUAUAAUAGUACUCAGACAUAUGCAUGAUAGGUGACAUCCAAAAGAGGUUUGCAGCAUGAGUUCAGAGUGAGGAGCUAGGAGUCAAGGGUAGUGGAAAAGCUCUGACAGAAAAAGGGAAAUGAGGAGGUACUGGGACUACAGGCUGAUGGGAGUGAAAGGGUACAGGCAUGGGAGUAGGAAUAAGGAGGUGCAGGAAUGACAAAGAAAAAAAAUGUAGCACUCGUUAAAUGGGAGAGGAAAUACUAGAACGGUGAGGCACUUAAAUGAAAGGAGUAAGAGGGCACUGAAACAAGAUGAAUAAAGAGAAGUGAGGAGGAUGUAGUUAUUGACAUGAGUAUUCCCUGAUGAGGUGAAAGACUGAGUCCAUUACAACUUACAAGCUUGAAACAGUGUACACAAACCCUGUAUGGACAAGAAUCUAAAAUGACAAAGUGAAUAAAUAUGGAACACUUAUGGAAAGAGAAAGACUUCCAUAGAAUUUAAACCCACACAUACCCAAAACCGUGCACCCAAAGCUAAGUACAGGAUAAACAGGGUCAGACAGUCAAUGGCUUUCAUUGUGUUGCAUAUAUGUCUUAAGUAGUAAAUUUCUGUUGUUAUGUUUGCCACUGUGUAGAAUUAGCCUUGCUGGUUAUAUUCCAGUACUUUUAUAAUGACCAGCUAGCCAGCAGGAUGUGGCUGUUGGGCACAGAUAAAGGAUGCAAGCAAAUAUUUUUAAGAGAACAUUUUUGAAGGAAAAUAUGCGUUAUGAAAAUAUGAAAGUUGUAUUCAAUGAAAUUAUAAAAAUGGUUUCAAUUUCAGUGUCUAACGGAAAAUGAAGAUCUCAGUCCCUCUAGCUUUUGAUAUGUGGAUGCAGAAAUGUAGAUUUAAUUACUGUACCACAUAAUUUGUCCACAAGUAAAUUUAAGACAUUUUCCCUAACUGCAGUCUGUAAGGAAAUACAGAAAGGAGAUCAACAUUAUUAUUAUUAUUUUUUUUUUAUGAUGAAGAGAUCCAAAAUAGUCAUUCUUAUUCACCACUUUCUUUGUUGCAGUGUGGAAAGUAAAUUAAGGAAAUUCUUGCCAUCAUAUUCUUAACUCACGUCUGCUGUCAUCCAUAGUUCUGCAUUGGCUCUGUUGUUAUACAUGUAAUAUUAUGUGCUUUAUUUCAAGCUCAUGAAACAUAAUGAGUAUUCCGGGAGUUUGCUGUAUAUAGGUGUAUAAUCAGAAAUUAAUCAACUUUAUUUAUUACAAGUUACUACCUUGUAUUUACUGCACACAAGAGGCAUUUGUAAAGAAAAAAGAAGCUUACAUGAAUGUGCAUUAUAAUCGUCUAUAUUCUCCCAUGGAUGAAUGAUUGAAUGUAUUGAAUGUGUGUGUGUGUGUGUGUGUGUGUGUGUGUGUGUGUGUGUGUGUGUGAGAGAGAGAGAGAGAGAGAGAGAGAGAGAGAGUCAGAGAGUGUAUGUUCAUCCUGACUGUCCGGCAGUAAACAAUGCAAGUACUUACUACACCACAUUCACACAUGUAUCUAAGAGAAUAAUUUAGAAAGGAAAUAUAUUUAAUUACUUGCAAGUUAUUUAGAAGCAAUUUCUAAAUAUACUAAAUGUUAAGUCGUUUUCUCCAUGACUGUUGGAAGCUCUCUCGUGACACUGGAGCCUAAAUAAUCCCCUUCUCGGCUCGCUGCAGGAAAUAUAUUAAAGUCUAAGGGAUAUUCUUUCAUGCCAAAAUAAAUCUUAAGUAAAGCACAGCCCAUAAAUCAAGGUUAAUUCAAUAUAUGUGAGAUGAGACAGGGCUGGAGACAAGCAAGAGGACUUCCGACAGCUGGACAAAAAGACUAAUAAAUAGGUUAAAAGACAGUGGAGAUGUAGAGUAUGUGUGGCGCCCCAAGGUGGACUUAAUCAUGCCACUGGUACCACCUGUCAGGGCUCACACUGUUAUACUUGAGUUAAUAAUAUCUAUCUUUCAUUUGAAUUGGCUCAUCUAUGUACAUACAGAAUUCAUUAGUGUUUUAUUGUAUAAUUUAUUUUUUGUGAUAAUACUGUGCCUCAUUAUGUUUAGAGUUGUGUAGUCCCUUCAGCCUUUACUCGGGGCUGGACUGAGAGAGGGAAUGGAGGUGGUAACCAGAGAUGUGAACCCCAAAAGAAAGUGGUCAUGAUGCUGGAAAAGGCAUACGAGUCACAUGUUUAGAUCAGCCUAAGCGCCCUUGAACAAAAAAUCCUCAGUGUUUUAUUUUAGAGGUAUUUUAAGAGGGAAGGGAAUGACCUGCAUCCUUAUAUUCCCUAAUGGGAUUGGACAAGCUAAGAGUCACUCCCACUUUUACGAUCAUCAAGUAGGCAAGACUCAUAGCCCGUCCAACCCCACAAGGGAAAAUAAGGACAUUAAAUGAGAAGAAAAAGAAGAAUUACCCGAGGAGUUGAGUUAAAAGCGGCCCCAAAGGAUGGUAGAUUGUGUGGAUAGAUUGUGUGUAACAUGAAAGGCUGAUUAUUAUGCAUCUCAUUCGGCCUGUUUUCCAGAAUCAUGACAAGUGGGCGGCAAGCAUCACCAAGCUCUUGAGGCAAAUUCUACUUAAUGUUAUGUAUUAUGUUGGUCUGUGACAUUGUCCCUCUUGUGUUGUAAUUAUAUUUAUUAUUCUCUUAUACAGGUUUAGCAGAUGUUAUAUUUACUGAAGUUAUAAUCAUUAUGAAGAUUAUUAUGUAUAUGAAGAUAAUAUAGUGUUAGUGAAAAUAGGUGAUAAAAAGCAUAAGCUAUGCUGAUGAGCUUUUUGGGGUAUACAAGAUUUAUAUUGUUUCCUUAUUCUUUAUACACAUUUAUUUUUUAGUUCUGCUUUAUAAGUCUUUAAUUUCUUUUUCCUAUUCAACAGCAGGACUCGCAGGGGUCCUUCAGAUAUGGGGUUUAGGUCAAACAUAACUGUAGCCAUUUCCUUGUAUGUAAAUGAAUUAUUCAUCAGUCUUAGGAAAUUUUCAGCUUAAUUAAAAAGUAAUAAUUUAUUCCUAUAUCAAGGAAGACUAUCCUAUUUUAUAAGCAGAAAUCUACAUUAUUUUGAAAUAUAAAAGCUGUUUUAGAUGCUAGUUGGCAUACUUUUAGGUACUUUAGCAAACUAUUUCACCUGGCUGCAUAUAAACAAUGCUUAAUAACCUCACCUCCCAGGUGAUGCCUCCCUCAUAUUCCACCUUGCCUUUCUUACUCAGUUGCUGAGUGUUUUUUGUUUUCUUUUUAUUUUUUCUUGCCAUUAAAUGAACAAACCGAGAUGCCUGAAACCCCCUUCAAGGAAAACAAUAACAAAAAUUGUACAUGUGCUUUAAAUAAGGCAAAAAGAUAAAAAUGUGAUUUUUGCCAGCAAGUAUCUAAAACGUGUUUGUAGUUUUCAUACAUACUAUGUAUAAUUUUUUAAUAUGGAGCAAGGUAUGUCACAAAUAUUUAUGGGUUUCUGCACCGACAAGGCGCAUAUUCCUGUUAUGAAGAGAUGUUGGGUGGCUGUGUUGAGAGUUCUUGGCUCAUGUCUGCAAGGGCGUGGGUUUGUGCCAUGGCCAGCUUCUUGAGUGGAGAGGUCAGGCUUUCUUAUGACCCCAGCAGGGCUACAUUCCGCCUAGUUCAGGGAUGGAGACACACCUGGCUAGCUAACCUGACCCUCAGCUAACAGGAAGACUUGCAAGAAAGUUCUCUAUUCUAGCACCACUCACUCAUGGUAGGAAUCGGUCACCAUAUGUUUCUCUAAGUUAUGUAAAUAUUAUAGAGAAGGAAUAUUAUGCUCAUACUCAAUUCCAUUUUUUUUAGUUAUGCAUUCAUACAUAUUUCAUGUAAAUCAGUGUAUGCAUGCAUCGGCUGUAUGUUUGUUGGUUUCUGUAAAUACAAAUUAUCUCUAAUGAGGAUGAAUGAGAAGGUCUGUGCUGCAAAUGCUUGUUAGGUCAAUGACUAGAUGUAAGUUAUGUUCAGUACGAUAUACAAGUCACAGUCCCACUUCCCUCCGAUGGCAACACUUGUGAUACUGCCCUUCUGUACCUCUACACCAAAUACAUCAUAACAAACA
Molecule: messenger RNA, 9198 nt
Organism: Eriocheir sinensis (Chinese mitten crab)
Lineage: Eukaryota; Metazoa; Arthropoda; Malacostraca; Decapoda; Varunidae
Gene: GAPcenA
Product: rab GTPase-activating protein 1-like
Exons: 23
Coding region: 457-4026 (1189 amino acids)
Source: RefSeq, a predicted model, not a curated record